AUGGGCGCGCAGAAGAAGAAGAUCAAGUUCGUGAACAAGGGGCUGUUGAGCCAGAAGAUAAAGCAGCGCAAUGUGAAGAAGAAGUUCCAGGCCAUGAAGGACAAGAAGCGCAAGCGCUUUGAACGCAACAGUGACGCGCCCAGCAAGAAGAAGCCGCAGCAACCAGUGGCCGAGAGCAGUGGCAGUGCUCAGACAGGGGACGAGUCCGAUAUGAUGAACGAGAUGGACGUGGACGAUUUCCUGAACUUUGACUUUUCACAGUCGGACGACGACAAUGACGACAGCGCGAGUGAGUCGAGGAGCAAGAGCUCAGUGGGGAAGACCCGAGAGGAGAAAGACGACGACGACGUGGGCUCUGAUGGCAGCGAUAGCAGUAGUGAAGAGGAAGACGAGAGCGCUCUAAACCCGCUUUACAUGACGGGCGCGUCGUUUGGUGGUGACGACGUUGAGGAGGAAAACGAGGACGUGGAAGCGGAAGUCGACAAGGAAGACGAUGACGAUCAGGUGGAGCAGACUGAUGGUCGUGUUGUGUUGACGAUGGAUGUGCUGCAAAAGGUGGAGCGGGAAUGCUUCGAGACCAAGUCUGCCAUGGGUCUCCGUCGCUUGAUGAAGAUGUUUAACGACGCGUGUCGCUCUAGUGAUGCGGCAGAUGUGAGCAAGGAGAGUGACAUCAAGUUUGACGUCCAGAGCAGCGCGGUGUACAACCGUCUGAUGGUGAAUGUGUUUAGCAAAACACACGAGACGUUGGUCGCAUUGACGGCGCUCGAGUCUUCCUCUUCAUCUGAGCAAGGCGCUGCAUUGAAGCUGGACGACAAGAAAUGGAAGAAACACGCGCUGGUGAUCCGUCGGUUCUUCAGCUGUGCGUGCUACCUGCUCGAGCAGACGACAGACCAGGACAUUCAGACCUUUGUGUUGCGUCAGUUGGUGCACUACACCCCGUUCGUGGUCCCGUGUCCCAAGACCUCGCGAAGAUUGCUGAAAGCUCUGCUGAAGCUGUGGGCAAAGUCGCUGAACGCCAACGUGUGCAUGCUGGCCUUUGUCCGCAUUCGCGACUUGGCUUUGGCGGUGCCGUUCCCAUUCUUGGAGCUCUGUCUGAAGGGCAUCUACGUGACGUAUAUGCGCAACACCAAGUUUGUGAACGAGUCGACCCUCCCUCACCAUAUCCUGAUGGGCAAUUGUGUGGUCGAGCUGUUCGGCUUAGACCUGAGCAGCUCGUACCAGCACGCUUUCGUGUAUAUCCGUGAGCUGGCAAUUGCUGUGCGCAAGACGAUCACCUCGCCUGGCCCGGACUCGUUCAAAGCUGUCCUGAACUGGCAGUUCUUCAACCAGCUGCGUGUGUGGACCGCCGUGCUGUGCGCGUACCCUGCCGAGAACCAGCUUCGAGCGCUGGUAUACCCCGUGAGUCAGCUUCUGCUUGCGAUCGUGCGGCUGUCAAGCACAUUGCGUUUCAUUCCCCUGCGCUUCCACUGCGUGAAGCUUCUGCAGCAGCUCGCGUUGGCCACCAACUCGUUUAUUCCCACAAGUCCAGCUCUGCUAUCGGUGCUGCAGCUGGAGCCGUUCCGGUCGUCGUACAAGACCAGCGGUAGCAAAAAGGGAGCCAAGAGUGCAAAGGGAAGCAGUGUCACAACUGACGUGGACUUGGAGCUCUGCGUGAAGCUGUCAAAGACGGCACUGGAUGCGAAGCGUGUGCACGACCAGGUCAUUGUGCGUCUGUUUGAGCUGCUGCAGCGCGAGUGUGACGUAUACAAGUUCAACGUGGGGUUCCCUGAGCUCGCAGUGCCGCUGCAACUUGCGCUGAACAAGUUCAUGCACGCAUGUGCGAUUCCCAAGUGGAAAGCGCAGGCGCGUGGUCUGAGCGACAGCAUCAAGCGACGUGCCGAGUGGAUCCGCUCCAAGCGUAGCGGUCUGGAGCUGUGUCCGAAAGACACGGACCUGCUGGAUGAUUUCAUGCGUGCAGAGCGUGAGGCGGCCGUGAAGGAGUUGCUUGAGAAGGACGCGAUGGAAUUGCAGCGCAAGCUGGACGCUUCGGCUGGGGCGCUGAAGACCAAGCAGAAGGACAGUGAGGCGUCAAAUGGACAUGAUGGCCACAAGGACGACGGGAACAAGAAGAAGAAGAGGUCGACAAAGCAGCGGGGCAGCAAGAUGGGUAGUACGUCCGUGGACCAGGACGCGGUGGCCAAGGUGAAGCAAAUGUCCCUCAAGGAGUUCCGCCAGUCAGUCGCUGCAGUCGACGCGGCCGAUCAAGUGGGCGACUUUAACCUGUCGUCGGACGAAGAGUAG
Messenger RNA from Hyaloperonospora brassicae, 2280 nucleotides. Lineage: Eukaryota; Oomycota; Peronosporomycetes; Peronosporales; Peronosporaceae. The record is from the annotation of a GenBank genome assembly.